AAUUGAUAGUAAAGCGAUCCCUCCUACAUUGAUACAGUAGUUGUUAGCUUACAUAGAAGUUUUCAUAAACACAAGCCCCUGUAGUUCUCAUAAUAAUAAGAGGCAGAAAUAACUUUCAGUGACAUUACAGGUAGGAAGCCUAAGGUGAAUUGAGCAAGUUCUCACAGGUCAUGUUUGUCAGGUCUAAGAUGAGAACUGUGAACAAUUUUCCUAAAUGAGGCUCUUCCCACCUGCCCUCCAUCCUCAGCACGGCCACCUACACCCCUUCACGGGGAUCUCACCAAACCAAAUUAGCUUCAAAACAUUAAUUCAUACCCUACCUGUUUGAGUGACAGCCAGGAUAAUCCUACCUUCCCCCUGAAUAACACGUUCACAUCAACGAUCCCAGGUGACCUUUGCCUCAUGACUAUGUAGAACAGCCUCUGGUUAGAGAUAAGGUUUUGGAAAAUGCAUGCCCAGGACUAAGAUAGGUGCAGAACCCACAGCCACUCCACAGUUCUUAUUCCUGGCAUGAGUUUUAUUGGGGGGAGGGAAUGAGGGGGGCGGGUAGGUGAGGGAAAGGGUGAUCCUCCAACUAAAAUGUGAUGAGGCUCAGAUUGGAGUUAUACCUCCAGCCACUGUGUUGAAUUAUGUCUGAUACAGAUACACUUACUUUUAGUUAAUUCAGGUCAAGUGUAAUCGGUGGUCUUUGCACACAAAGGGUUCAGAUUGGGUCUACAUUUUCUAAUCUGACCCACGCACUAAUACUUGGCCUGGAAUUGGACCUUUUCCUACACCCCAAGUUGUCAGAGGCCCACCGAGAGCUGCGGCACGAUUUCUGUGGGCCCACAUGGAGACCCGGCCUGUCCGGUGCUUCCACACCGGAUCAGCUGCCCUUGGUAGCUGCCAACCUCGGCACGGAGCAGGGAACCUCGAUAACCAACUGACUUGUCACACGGUUGCUCUGUCUCUCUUUGGAACAGCCCCUCCAGAAUGGGAACAAAAAAUCCAGGACACAUACCUGUCCAUUUACGACAGCUUGUUUUGGGAAUGCAAAGCCCAAGGAAAGCCCCGGCCUUGGUACACCUGGUUGAAGAAUGGUGAGCGCCUCGGUGCAGAGGAAAGAAUUCAAGUAGAAAAUGGAACACUCACCAUAACUAUGCUGAAUGUGUCUGACUCCGGUGUCUACCAGUGCGCUGCCGAAAACAAACACCACACAAUCUAUGCAAACGCGGAGCUGAGAGUAUUAGCUUCAGCUCCUGAUUUCUCCAAAAAUCCCAUUAAAAAAACUUCAGUGGUUCAAGUUGGCGGGGAUGUUGCCAUUGAGUGCAGACCGCGGGCCUUCCCCAGGGCCACCGUCUCCUGGAGCCGAGGCGCGCGGGGCCUGGGGCGCAGCCAAAGAGUGUUUGUCUUGGAGGACGGCAGCCUGAAGAUCCAGAAUGCCAGCAGGUCGGACGCCGGGCCCUACACCUGCGUGGCCACCAACCCCUUCGGGGUGGCAAGGAGUACGGGCGGCCUCGUGGUGAAAGAACGGACCAUUAUCACGGAGCCACCUUCCCCAAUGGACGUCACCGUGGGCGAGAGCAUCGUCCUGACCUGCCAGGUGUCCCAUGACCCCUCCAUGGAGGUCGCAUUUGUUUGGUCUUUCAAUGGACACAUCAUAGACUUAAAAAAGGAUGCGGCUCAUUUUGAAAGGAUUGGAGGAGGAUCUGUGGGAGACUUGAUGAUAAGGAAUAUCCAGUUAAGUCACUCAGGGAGAUAUCUCUGUGCAGUGACAACAGCCCUAGAGAACUUGUCGGCUGUGGCUGAAAUCAUUGUCAGAGGCCCCCCAGGUCCCCCCGAGGAGGUGAGGGUGGAACACAUUUCCAGCACCACGUCCCAGCUCAGCUGGCGGCCUGGCUCGGACAAUAACAGCCCCAUCCAGAUAUUCACCAUCCAGGCACGGACGCCGUUUUCUGUGGGGUGGCAGGCUGUCUCCACAGUUCCAGAGAUUCUCAACGGUCAGACAUACAAUGCGACCGUGGUGGGCCUGAUUCCCUGGGUGGAGUACGAGUUUCGUGUCCUUGCUGGGAACAGCAUAGGGAUUGGAGAGCCAAGCAAAGCAUCCGAAUUGCUGAGAACUAAAGCGUCCGUCCCCAUUGUGGCUCCAACCAACAUCCAGGGAGGAGGAGGAAGCCGGUCUGAACUGGUCGUUACCUGGGAGCCCAUCCCGGAGGAACUGCAGAGUGGCGGGGAGUUUGGCUACCUGGUCAUGCUGCGGCCCGUGGGCUCGGCCAUCUGGACCAAGGAGAGAGUCCCGUCCGUGGAGGCAUCCAGAUUCGUGUACAGAAACGAAAGCAUCACCCCGCUGUCUCCCUUCGAGGUCAAAGUGGGUGUGUACAACAGCGAGGGGGAAGGGGCCGCGCUGAGCACCGUGUCCAUCGUCUACUCCGGGGAGGACGAGCCUCAGCUGGCCCCUCGGGGAACCUCUGCCCAGAGUUUCUCUGCUUCUGAGAUGGAGGUUUCAUGGACGGCCAUCGCCUGGAACAGAAUCACAGGCCGCGUGCUGGGCUACGAGGUCUUAUACUGGACAGAUGACUCCAGGGAACCCAUGAUUGGUAAGGUCAGAGUCCAUGGAAACAUCACAACCAAGACCAUCAUGGGGCUGAAGGCCAACACCAUCUACUUUGCCUCCGUCAGAGCUUACAACACGGGUGGGACAGGGCCCUCAAGCCCCCCAGUCAAUGUCACGACCAAGAAGUCCCCUCCUAGCCAACCCCCAGCUAACAUUGCGUGGAAGCUGACUAACUCCAAAUUAUGCCUGAACUGGGAGCACGUGAAAACCAUGGAAAAUGAGUCUGAAGUCCUGGGCUACAAGAUUCUGUACCGACAAAACCGACAGAGUAAAACCCACAUUUUGGAGACAAACAACACAUCAGCUGAGCUGCUGGUCCCAUUCGAAGAGGACUACCUGAUUGAGAUAAGGACAGUUAGCGACGGUGGGGAUGGAAGCAGCAGCGAGGAGAUCAGGAUUCCAAAAAUGUCCAGUUUGAGUUCCAGAGGAGUCCCAGUUUGGGAACCCAGCAUCCACUUCCUGUCUGUUGUCAUGAUUUUUUACUGUUUUACUAUUCAGCCACUUGAACGAUGAAUGAAUCCAUAAAUCUUGUGAGGCUUCUGAAGGCAAAUCAUUCUGUAAAUACCCUCUCCAGCCCCAGCCCCAGAUGCAUUCUUAAUACAGACUUGUUUGGAAAGGAAAAAAAAAGUAUAUUAUUAAGAGCUUGUAAAUAUCUAUGGUACAGUAAUAAAGCAAUUUAAACCCUUUUGAAUUUUAAA
Myotis davidii is the source of this 3291-nucleotide messenger RNA. Its product is annotated as contactin-6. NCBI's taxonomy places the organism in Eukaryota, Metazoa, Chordata, Mammalia, Chiroptera, Vespertilionidae. The record is from RefSeq and is a predicted model, not a curated record. Gene Ontology annotation, molecular function: cell-cell adhesion mediator activity. The coding region runs from base 830 to 3106 and encodes 758 amino acids. The transcript is spliced from 15 exons. Gene Ontology annotation, biological process: cell-cell adhesion; brain development.